UGUUCGGAAUGUCUCAGUAGCUCACAGUUGCUAACACGUCUGUUAAACAGUACAAAUACAGUUUUAUAGUACGCAGAUUGGGUUUUAUUUGUUGCCUAAGGAAAUAUGGAUAAUUCGGCGAAACACUUACUGCAGCGACUGGUGCGACGGAUCCCUGCUUCGAUGCUAAAAUCCACGCUGGACAAGUGGGAGCGUCUGACCGCAGAAAAGCGAAAAUCUUUAGAUUUCACUCAGUCAAAAUGGAUCAUAACCCAAGAACUAGUCGCCCUUUGUGAGAAAAGUGAACUGACUGUAAAACACAUCACAGAACUUGAGAUGAUAUAUAUCACUGAGAAUCCAAACCAGGGAAUGUGGCACACCUUCCAGCUUGUGGAACCUGAGGAUGAUGCUCACUCUGUGGAGCUAAUGCAGUUUAAAGAACAAUUCAAAUCCCAUCUCAGAGAGCUCCAAAGAAAUGUGUCGGUCAAAAUUAAGAAGCACACAGACCAAGCUGUUUGGAUCCGAGUUGCCUGGGGAGACGGCUUAUCUUCGCCCAACCACCUGAAAGCAACAUAUGUUGUUCUUUAUCUCCAGACCCCUUAUGUUUUUGUUAAUGCUUUGUCUUCAAAGCAUAAGCCUCUGCUCUUGCAGGCUUUGACUUUGUCCACCAGACAUCAACAAAUUAAGGCUGCUAACCUGAGUGGACAGAAACUGACCGCUCUCAGGGACCUGCUGAUGAGGCAGUACCAACAAGUGUUUCCAACAAAGUACCCCAGCCCUCUCGCAGAGAGUGAUCAAAGCAUUUCAAAGCUGCGCGUUGAAAAGGUGCAAGCUGAGGCAUCAGCAAACAGACAUCGAAUGGCGGGAGAAACCUUCGGCGAUGGGAUGUUACCUGCACUGCAAUCUGCAGUCUUUAAGCUGGAAACAAAAUUCAAAGACCCCACUAAUGAAGCCAUGACACAACGGGAUGAGCCAUUCAUAUGUAGUGUUAAAUUUUCAAGUUCCAACCUCCUUGAAUCACUCAGACAUUGUGCAUCCUCAGGAAUUGCCUCAACCCCUGUCACACCCAUGCUGUCAUCUAUUCCUCUAAAAGGAAGGAAUUAUUUUGUCAUUACGGACAAUGUUCUGACUGCUUAAUCAUAACUGUGCCAGACACAGCCCUGAUUUUCAAUUGGCCCCUACUGGAAUGAGUCACAACUUUUCCCACACUUUCAGGUAAAUUAUUGUCCAUAGACAUUUUAGUUUAAACCAGACCAUUUUAAUAAGCCUCUCUUAAAAAUAUAUAUAUAUAUAUAUAUAUGUUUUUCUCUUUUUUAUGCACCUUAUGCCAUGUAAAUCUGGAUUUUUAAAGCUAGUGGCUUUUUUUACUUUAUGUUGUCAUGGGUAAGGAUUGUACAAUUAGUAAUUGUUGAGUUACUCUUAGUUAAGCUCUUGAAGAUUGUCUUUUUAGUACCUCCUGCAUAAUACAUACAUGUUGUAUAAUAAAAGUUUUCCUUUUUUAAUCAAAACAUUAGUUGUGCAGUUUUGGAACAACAUUAGUUGUGCAAUUAUGUAUAUAUAUAUAUUAAAGUUGUCUAUUAAAGUGUUUCUUUUUUUGCAUAAUUUAUCAUAUCUGAAAUGAAACAAGCUCUCUCUAACCUUAAAACCAUAAAAAUUGGAAAAAGUCAUAUUUUUAUUUAUGCAUAUUCUAAUAUCCAGAAGAAAUAACGUAACAUUCCAGUUUCUUCUGUUAUGUAAUGAAAUUUAGAUGGGAUUUUGGAUUUGCGUUUUUUUAA
This is a messenger RNA of Xiphophorus maculatus (southern platyfish), 1754 nucleotides long. It is a transcript of the gene cenpn, whose product is annotated as centromere protein N. The record is from RefSeq and is a predicted model, not a curated record. NCBI's taxonomy places the organism in Eukaryota, Metazoa, Chordata, Actinopteri, Cyprinodontiformes, Poeciliidae. Gene Ontology annotation, biological process: CENP-A containing chromatin assembly; chromosome segregation. Bases 106 to 1116 code for a protein of 336 amino acids. The transcript is spliced from 10 exons.